Messenger RNA from Ctenopharyngodon idella (grass carp), 2343 nucleotides. RefSeq names its product G protein-coupled receptor kinase 1 b (gene grk1b). Gene Ontology annotation, molecular function: G protein-coupled receptor kinase activity; ATP binding. Gene Ontology annotation, biological process: protein phosphorylation; signal transduction; regulation of signal transduction. The transcript is spliced from 7 exons. The record is from RefSeq and is a predicted model, not a curated record. Gene Ontology annotation, cellular component: cytoplasm. NCBI's taxonomy places the organism in Eukaryota, Metazoa, Chordata, Actinopteri, Cypriniformes, Xenocyprididae. Bases 1 to 1680 code for a protein of 559 amino acids.
AUGGAUAUUGGAGGUUUGGAGACUGUUGUGGCCAACUCGGCCUAUGUGUCAGCACGCGGGAGUAUAGACAGCGCUGCCGCAGCAACAAUGCGUGACAAAAAAUAUCGCACCAAGCUCAACCUUCCUCACAUCAGACAAUGUGAACAUAUGAAGUCUACAGUGGAUUCUUCCUUCACCAGUAUGUGUGUACGGCAACCAAUUGGUAAGCGCCUCUUUCAGCAAUACCUUGAAAGUGAACCUGCUCACAAGAAUCCUGUAGAUUUGUGGAAAGAUAUCGAAGACUACAACGUUGCCCAGGAAAAUGACCGGGCUAAGAAAGCACAGAAGAUGGUCAACAAAUACUACGAGUCAUCCUCCAAGAACUUCUGCGACUUUCUGGGGGACAAAGCUGUGAGCAGGGUGAAAGAGGACCACAAGAACAUUCGAGGAGAUCUUUUUAAAGAGAGCGAACAGCAGCUCCUUGUCCACCUGGAAGCUAAAGCGCUCAGUGGCUUCAAGGACAGCAUGUACUUUCUGCGCUACAUACAGUUCAAAUGGCUGGAGAGCCAGCCUGUUACUGAAGAUUGGUUCAUGGAUUUCAGAGUGCUUGGGAAAGGUGGAUUUGGUGAGGUCCAUGCUUGCCAAAUGAAGGCGACAGGGAAGAUGUAUGCUAACAAGAAACUGAACAAGAAGAGGUUGAAGAAACGUAAAGGUUAUGAUGGUGCUAUUAUUGAGAAGCGCAUACUGGCGAAAGUGCACAGUCGUUUCAUUGUGACCUUGGCCUAUGCUUUCCAGACCAAAACAGACCUCUGCCUGGUCAUGACGAUCAUGAAUGGAGGAGACCUCAGAUUCCAUAUGUAUAAUGUGGAUGAGAAAAAUCCAGGCUUUAAUGAAACUAGAGCUUGUUAUUACACAGCUCAGAUAGUCUGUGGGCUUGAGCAUUUGCACCAGCACAGGAUUGUAUACAGAGACCUCAAGCCAGAAAACGUCCUCCUGGAUGAUGCAGGACAUGUGCGUCUGUCUGAUCUGGGGUUGGCUGUUGAAUUACCGCCAGGAAAAGACAAAACACAGGGAUAUGCUGGAACCCCAGGUUUCAUGGCUCCAGAACUACUACAGAAGAAAGAGUAUGACUACACUGUAGAUUACUUUACUCUUGGGGUCACUUUGUAUGAAAUGGUUGCUGCCAAGGGACCUUUCAGGUGUCGUGGAGAGCAGGUGGACAACAAUGAAGUGACACGCCGCAUCCUGAAUGACCCUGUCUCAUACCCCCCAACCUUCAGUAAGGAGCUCAAAGACCUCUGUGAAGGACUGAUGGAGAAAGAUCCAGACAAGAGACUUGGCUUUAAGAACAAUGAGUGUGCAGAGUUGAAGAACCAGUCCUACUUUAAAGAGCUCAACUGGGGGAGACUAGAGGCUGGGAUGCUUCCUCCUCCUUUUGUUCCGGAUCCAAAGAUGGUCUAUGCCAAGGACAUUGAUGAUGUGGGAGCAUUCAGCACUGUCAAAGGUGUCGUGAUUGACAACAAAGACAAUGACUUCUACAGUGAAUUUGCAACUGGGAACGUACCAAUUCCCUGGCAGGAGGAGAUGAUCGAGACAGGUGUGUUUGGGGAGCUUAACAUCUGGGGACAAAAUGGAAAACUCCCGAAUGACCUGGAUCCCAACUAUGUGGAAGCGAAAGGAGGGGGGUGUGUACUACUGUAAACUAGAAAGAAGCAAAACACAAAGUGAAAAAGAAAAAAGAAACUGGGUGCACAGGAAAUGAUUCAUGGUGAACAACAAAGGCAUGAAUUAUGUGAUCGUACAAUGAUUGUGUAAUUCAAAAUGUCUCCACAUGUAGACUUAUGUACCUGGACACAUGAGCUUCUUAAAACUAUCACUAAACAGUAAGAAAAUUACUCCAAGUUUACUGACAUAUUGUUAAAAAAAAUAAAUAAAUUAAAAAAAAAAAAAAAAAAAAAAAAAUAUAUAUAUAUAUAUAUAUAUAUAUACAUAUUUUUUUUUUCUGAUAGCUCUGGUGAAAAAUGCUAAAUUAUUGUAAUGUACAUGAGGUAACGUUACUGAUAAUGUUAUAGUUAGAGUUUCAUGAGGGAAUUUUUGGUCAUGGAGGAUGUUGCCAUAAAAAGAGGAAUUAAAUCUAGUAAAUGUAAAAUGAAGGAACCGAAAAAGUAACACACAUCAGCUUACAAGUCAUAGAGGAAGUGAGAUCUUUGUUUACUUUUAUGGUUAAAAUAUAUAUUUUUUAGACAUUUCAAAAGACACUCUGUUUACUGUUUGUCAACACAUUGAUUUUUUUUUAAUUUAUGAUACAUUGGUUGUAUAGCAGUCUCAUUUUAAACUUGACAAUAACAAUAAAAUCAUUUUAUG